AUAGCCUUUUUGGAUAGAUUGCCAAUAAUCCACAUGCUGGUCUCCAUGACGAACUAUGUCCUUGAGACACCCAAUUCCGGGCCUUCACAGGCAGUGCUCUAGGCUAGGGAAAGCCUUUGUUAAAUCUCUCAAAAAUCGUGCGAGUUGAAUACGCGCUAGAAAGAGAGAACGUGAACGCAGAGAAAUAUUGGCGGCUCAUACAAUUGUUGCGGCGUGGUCAAACGCCUGGAAUGCUGGGUCUUUUCGGCGGCCCCUCUAGUCGUAAAAACAGCGUCUGGCUGGCGUUGCUACCUUGAAGCCUCAAACAGAUGCUGCGUCCGUACUGUUCUUAGGUCUGAAGCCGACUUUCGCUUGUGGUGAAAGGGGAAGUUGCUACUGUUUUGGCUCACCUCUUGCGCCCCCCCCCCCCGCUCCACCCCGGUCCCUGCGCUCGCUCGUUCGGGGAUGGAAAGGAAACCAUCGCUGCUGCUCCAGUCCGCCCACACACACAACACACACUUCCCUCCCCCUCGGCUGUUCUGGAAGGGCUGGCCGGCCGGCCUUUCUCGGGGUUUGGGUCGCAAAGUAGUUGCUGAUUUCAAACGAAAGACAAACUUUGUCAACGGGAGGAAAGAAGGCCCCGUCUCGAGCCACAGCAGCCAGUAUUGUAAGCCUUAUUGAGACAUCAUGCCAGAAAUGAGUCCUCCGCCCUAUGAUUUCAAGGAAGCUGAAGCUGGAGCUGAAGGUUACAGCAAUGAUAUAGAGGAAGGUGGGGAUUUCCGCAUUGCUUACUGGGUUGAAAAGAAUGUCCGGCAAGCUUUCAUUCGCAAGGUCUACAGCAUCAUCACUCUCCAGCUACUGGUGACUGUGGGCAUCGUUUCAGUCUUCACCUUUGUAACACCUGUGAAGUUAUUUGUGCAAAGGAAUAUCGCGUUGUACUUUGCAUCUUAUGUUGUAUUCUUGAUCAUUUACUUUAUACUGGUCUUCUGGAAGAGCAUCCAGAGACGCUUUCCAUGGAACAUUAUCCUUAUGACUAUCUUUACUUUGGCCAUGGGAGCUAUGGCAGGCAUCAUUGCUAGCAUGCACGAAACCAAGGCAGUAAUUCUUGCCAUGAUCAUCACAGCUGCAGUAUCCAUAACAGUCACUAUCUUCUCUUUCCAGACAAAGGUGGAUUUCACAACCUGGACUGGUUUUUUUGCUGUCUUGGCCACUGUCGUCAUAAUGACAAGUUGCAUGUCUGCUGUUGUCCUUACCUAUAAAUAUGUUCCCUGGCUCGAUAUGCUUUUUGCAGCCAUUGGUGCAAUUGUGUUCACCCUGUUCCUUGCUUAUGAUACUCAGUUGCUACUGGGACACAAGACAAUUACAAUCAGUCCUGAGGAUUACGUGUUUGCAGCCAUCCUGAUCUAUAUAGAUGUGAUCUACAUCUUCUUCUAUAUAUUACGGAUUGUUGGCAGGCGUUAGAGAUUGGGACCCUGUACCUUGGCCAGUUUUUCCCCCCCUUAACAGCUUUAUAGAACAUAUUAUUUUCUGAAUGUAAGAUUUGUCCACUUUAUUUUCUUACUCAGCACAUGGCACUUCAAGGAGCCUAUCAUAAAAUAUUGAGAACUCCUGUUUUAGAGUCUUCAAAACCAAAUAGAAACUCUUCCAUUACUUUCCAAAUAAAUAGCCAUUUAGAAAUAUAAACAAUCUCUUUAUUUAAAGAGGCAAAUAUUUUCUUAUUUCUUUAAGUUGUCUGAAAUAUGUGAGCCUCCUAAUGAAGCAUUUUAAAACUCAUUUUAUAAAAAUGAAUUUGUAGGGCAAUGAUUGGUGCCAAGGUGUUAUGAGAAAGCUCAUGGGCAGGAGGUUGAGAAAGCGGGCGGGUGGAGAUGAGCAAAGAUGUCAAGCAAGUGGGUAUGUGGAUUCACACACAUUUGUCCUACUUGCCCAUUUUCUUUUAUUGAUUACAAAUAGAACAUAUGUUUGUCUCAUAUACCGCAUGGUUAAUUUCAUUCUCUUGAAGCACCAGAUGGGAGUACAUGUUUUUUUACUAUAAGCUGUUUGCGAAUCCUCACAUACUUCUUGAUUAUGUGAUAUAAAGUAAACAGCCUUGGUAUGUCUGACUUCCAGUGACUUCUAAACAUACAAGCCAGCAGUGCAUGCACGCAAAGAUCAAGCAUUUUAAAAACAAACAAAAAAGCAUACCUAUAUCAUGCAAACAUGUGCAUGAUGUUCAUUAUGCUCAGCAAUAUUAAAAAGCUCAAUAAAGGAAGAUAUGAGCUUUAAAGAAAGGAUUUCCAAACCAGAGUCCUACAAACAAGGCUGGCUAGCUUUGUGGGGGGCUCUCACGUAUAUGGUAGAAAAUCCCCCAAAAUUCCUCUUGAGCCUCAUGUACUUAUCGACUGUGAGAAGAUAACUGGGUAGAUUAGAAUAUAACCAAUGUGUACCAAUCACCUCUGAGUAGCCACUGUAGGGCCCAGAUGUCCCAGGUGCCUCCUCUGACUUUUCUUUCUCCCAGGCCAAUAAGAAUAGGACAGUUUGUAGGGAUCUUUCAUGGCUAUAUCAGGACCAGGACCUCCAGCCCUGUGCAGUUUCAACUGCAAGCAAUCAAACAGUUGGGGCUGGGUGACCUGCUGGUUGUGGGCAUACAAAAGAGAUUCCCAUUGCAAUAUCAUAUCCUGGAACAUAGGAAACUGCCAUAUACCGAGCCAGACCAUUAGUCUAUCUAGCUCAGUAUUGUCUUCACAGACUGGCAGAGGCUUCUCCAAGGUUGCAGGCAGGAAUCUCUCUCAGCCCAAUCUUGCAGAAGCCAGGGAGGGAACUUGGAACGUUCUGCUCUUCCCAGAGCGGCUUCAUCCCCUGAGGGGAAUAUCUUACAGUGCUCACAUGUGGUCUCCCAUUCAACCAGGGUGGACCCUGCUUAGCUAAGGGAACAAGUCAUGUUUGCUACCACAAGACCAGCUCUCCUCUCCCUGGUGUGCAGUGGUGCAUUUUCUGUGCACACAGGCCCUAUGCACUAAAUCAGGCCUGCACAACACAAGGCCCUGGGCCAGAUUUGGCCCGUAGGGACUUUUUUGCUGGCUCCCAAGUAGGAAUAUCCUGCUGCAACAGCAGGAGCCAUUAACAGCUCUUGGCCUUUCUUGCUGAUGAACAGCAGUUAGCGGCUUGAGACCAGAUGUCUUUCCCCCAGACUCCCACACUCAGCCCCUACACUUUUAUUAAUAUUUUAAUGUAAUGAUGUGUUGAAAAUUGACCUCAGCCCCACACAGCAAGUCAUGGUCAGUUUCAGCCCACCGGGGCAUUUGAGUUAUGCACUGCUACACUGGAUACCGAUUUCUAUAUCUAGUUGCCUUUUUAUGAGUAUGGAAGUCUAAGCCUUGCUUUCCAUAUGUGAAAAUGAGAGGAAAGGCACACUAGAUCAUGCCCACAAACUAUGCCCAGAAACAAACCACACAGUCUUUUCCUAAUAAAACACACUGCAGAGACCAACAACUAACGUUAGCUCCAAAUUUGCUAGUACCCCACCUUGCUAAUUCUCAUCAUAAAACUGACAUAGUGAAAAGUAUCAAAGCCUCUUGAAAAUGCAGGGCACCCAACUAAUAAUUACAAGAAUAAAAUGCACUUAAAUAAAAUCUAUGCAAUUAAGAUUUUGUUGGGCAAAAGUUGAAAAGGAGUCACAUAAAACUGUCUGCUUAAUAAUUUGUGAACCCUAAAUGUGGUAUCUGCUUAAUAAAUGGUCUCCAUCACUGGCUAUGAAGUCCUGUUCCUUUUACUACAGUUUGUUGUUGUGGCUAUAUUUAUUAUACAAGCAAUUAACAAUGUUUUUGGAAGCUGGAGUUUAUGCCAAAUGUUACAUGCUUCGUGGUUUAAACACUUAGUUUUAAAAAAAUUAAACUGUUUUAAUGUUUUAACUUUGUUUUUAAUGGUUUUAAUUGUUUUAUGUAAACCACUUGGAGAUGUUUUAUAUCAGGCAGUUUAUAAAUAAAGUACUAUAUCGUUACAGUGA
Hemicordylus capensis (graceful crag lizard) is the source of this 3961-nucleotide messenger RNA. Its product is annotated as protein lifeguard 3-like. The record is from RefSeq and is a predicted model, not a curated record. The transcript has 12 exons. Bases 667 to 1440 code for a protein of 257 amino acids. Gene Ontology annotation, cellular component: Golgi apparatus; membrane; endoplasmic reticulum. Gene Ontology annotation, biological process: negative regulation of apoptotic signaling pathway. Lineage: Eukaryota; Metazoa; Chordata; Lepidosauria; Squamata; Cordylidae.